GGAUGCAGUGGGCCGUGAGCCGGCGGUGGGCGUGGGCCGCGCUCUUGCUGGCCGCCACGGCCGUGCUGGCCCAGAUGCUCUGGUCCCCGAGCUUCGUCUUCCAGCCCGAAGAGAUCGCCCAGCUGGCGCGGCAGUACGCCGGGCUGGACCACGAAUUGGCCUUCUCCCGGCUGAUCGUGGAGCUGCGGCGGCUGCACCCCGGCCAUGUGCUGCCGGACGAGGAGCUGCAGUGGGUGUUCGUGAACGCGGGUGGCUGGAUGGGGGCCAUGUGCCUGCUGCACGCGUCGCUGACCGAGUACGUGCUGCUCUUCGGCACCGCCCUGGGCUCUGACGGCCACUCGGGGCGCUAUUGGGUUGAGACCUCGGACACCAUCAUCUCUGGCACCUUCCACCAGUGGAGAGAGGGCACUACUAAAAGUGAAGUCUUUUACCCAGGAGAAACCGUGGUGCACAAGUUUGGUGAGGCAACGGCGGUGGAGUGGGGGCCAAACACUUGGAUGGUGCAGUAUGGCCGGGGCAUCAUCCCGUCUACUCUGGCCUUUGCACUGGCUGACACCAUCUUCAGCACCCAGGACUUCCUCACCUUCUUCUAUACACUCCGCGCCUAUGCCCGGGGCCUCCGGCUUGAGCUCACCACCUACCUCUUCGGCCAGGACCAGGCGUGAAGAAAAAGACCUGUGGAUGGACUGGAGCAGUCAGGCCCGUGCACAUCCACUCGCUGGAUCCCUCAUGGAAAGACAGGGCUUUUCACAACAUGCAGUUGUUGAGUCCUUGCUGUUCAAGAAGGAACCUCUACACGCUUUUACAACCAAACCCAGAGAUGCCUAGGGACACAUCGGGUGUGUAAUUACAUACUGAAACCCCUGUGUUCCCUGGCUUCAUCCAUUCACACCCGUCUAGAGAGGGAGCCCCACAUAUUCCAAGGGGACAAUCAUGUUCAUACACACAUGCCACAAGCUUGAUUCAUGAACUCAGGCCUUCCCAGAGCUUCCUUGUACCUGACAGGGCUCUGGAGUGAAGGAUUGGGAUGGAUAUAGCCCUCAUCAGAGGGUGAGUGGGGAAAAGAGGAGCUGCCUUUGGAAAUCCCUGUCACCUGCAGCUGUGAUGCCUUUUCCCCUCACCUCCCUGUCCUCACCAUAUGCCUUACCCCCCUUCCAGUCCCUUGAUAUGCAAGCGUCCUUGAGGUCUGACCUUCACCCUCAAAUCACAUUGUCUGGAGAGUGCUGAGAUCAGGGACCUGUCCCGGAAGAGUCUUGUCCCUCCUCCGAGGGAAAUUGAGGUGUAAGGGGGACACUGAUCUCAGCCCAGGGUCCACUGCUAGAGAGAGAACCUGGGGUAGGUGGAAUCCUAGAGAGAGCCUUUUCUGUGCACACAUUCCAUCACAGCUUCCUGCCUCAACCCCUGUUGCAAUCUGUCUCUCCCUGUCUGUCUCUUAAUAAAGACCUGUUGAACAAUU
This is a messenger RNA of Suncus etruscus (white-toothed pygmy shrew), 1456 nucleotides long. It is a transcript of the gene SIGMAR1, whose product is annotated as sigma non-opioid intracellular receptor 1. Bases 3 to 665 code for a protein of 220 amino acids. The record is from RefSeq and is a predicted model, not a curated record. The transcript has 4 exons. Gene Ontology annotation, cellular component: endoplasmic reticulum. Lineage: Eukaryota; Metazoa; Chordata; Mammalia; Eulipotyphla; Soricidae.